AUGAGAGACUGGAAGUCGCGAUUGCCGUCAAGCUCGAGAACGCGCCGACGACGACCGCCACGGCCCAGUGCAAGCGCUGCCGUCACCACGCGCCACCGCAAGCAGGUCGUGACGCUCCGCAACUGCGACUACCCGCGGUUCAACCAAGACUCGGUCUAUGGAUACGGUCAGUACAUCAAGGACACGUGUACGAACACGUGGAACGACUUUGGCGGGAAGACGGCGCCGCUCGUCCAAGCGCCGUUCCAGGCGUGCGGCGGAACGCUCGUGUACUCGACGACUGUCGAAGGCGCGGCGAAGACUGUCGUGCUUGAACCAGAAGCGGAUUUGAGCUGCUGCAACUCCCCCGACGAAAAGAGCAAGGUGACGUGCACAGCGCUCAAGUCGGACAAGUCGAUCAAGCGGUGCGAGGGACCGGCGGCGGGAUCGCCAAGCGUGCUUGCCUUGAUGGCCUCGUCCGAACCCAUCGCGACGUCGUCCGUUGCGAUGCUGGCUGUCGUGGGUGGCGUCAUGGUGGCCGUCGCAGUCGCGGCGACUAAGCGUCAAGCCAUGAUGGCCGAGGGUGUCGACGUCGACGAGGGCUACCAAGCGCUGCUGCUUUGA
This is a messenger RNA of Aphanomyces invadans, 603 nucleotides long. RefSeq lists its product as hypothetical. Lineage: Eukaryota; Oomycota; Saprolegniomycetes; Saprolegniales; Verrucalvaceae. The coding region runs from base 1 to 603 and encodes 200 amino acids. The transcript is spliced from 2 exons. The record is from RefSeq and is a predicted model, not a curated record.